AUGUUGUUAAUUAGAAAUGGUUUAAGGUUAUAAAUUAAUAAAAACAUUUUGAACUUCGUUUCUCGUAAAUUAAAUAAAGUUUAGAAUUAUAGAUGACUAUAUUUCGUUGACAGUCUUUUAACACAUGAUAACUGCGCAAUGGAUUUAUUUGUUAUAAACAGGUACGAUGGUUUUGAGGAAAAUGAGAUCAAAAAUCAAGAAUCCUUGCAUCUAGAAAGGUUGAGACAGAGAAUAGAAGAAAGAAAAAAAGCACAAGCUUCUCAAAAAAACUUGAACAAGCAGUCUAAUAAUGAAGUUAUUCAUGAUAAUAAACAGGGUCAAUCAGAUGAAGUAAUAACUAUAAAAUCAACAAGUAAGGUUGACGAUAGCAUUGCUGAAAAAUCAAAGGAAAUUCCAGAAAUUAAAUCAUACAAAAGUAAUGAAUACAAAAAGAGUACUACUGAAUUCAAAGUUCUUGGUAGUCAUGACUUUGAGAAAAAACCUAAGGUGGAGAGAGUACUACCAUAUUGGUUAUCUCAUGCGAUAAGUGUAUCUAAAAAUUUACAAACAUUAACCUGUAAUGUUGAAGAACAAGAUUGGUUAAAUAAAACAUUAAAGGAAACACUAUUAAGUGAGGGUGUAACACAAUUAUUUCCUGUGCAAGAACAAGUCAUUCCCUUCAUAUUACAGGAACAUUCAUUACCAUCAAUACUUUGGCCGCAAGAUGUUUGUGUUUCAGCACCUACAGGCAGUGGGAAGACUUUAUCUUUUGUCCUACCUAUUAUACAGAUUUUAAUGAAUGAUGUAGGCCAUCACAUCAGGGCAUUGAUAGUAUUACCUGUUCAAGAGUUAGCAGCUCAAGUUGCAAAAGUUUUUAGAAAGUAUUGUACAAACACAGGAUUAAAAGUUGGCUUAUUGAGUGGUUCUACACCAUGGCACAAAGAACAACAACAAAUAUUGAAACAUACUGAAUCACUUGGAUGGAUAAGCAUAGUAGAUAUAAUAGUAUGCACAGCUGGUCGGUUAGUGGAACAUUUCCAAAACACAGAAGGAUUCUCCCUCAAACACCUCAAAUUCCUAGUUAUUGACGAAGCUGAUCGCAUCAUGGACAAUAUCCAAAAUGAUUGGUUAUAUCAUAUGUACAAACACAUCAAACUCGAUGAUCAAGCAACAAAUAAAAUUGCACAGUUGAAUUGGGAAUUUAUAACAAAUAGAAGAGCUCCGCCACACAAAUUAUUGUUUUCGGCAACAUUAUCACCUGAUCCUGAGUUGUUAGAGCAGUGGGGAUUAUUUCAACCUAAACUAUUUUCAGUGUCUCCUAUAAGUGAUUCAUUAGAUAAGAGUUUGAUGAAAAAAUAUACCACACCUGAUGAAUUAAAGGAGCAAUUUGUAGUGUGUGCUGCUGAAGAAAAACCACUUUUAUUAUAUAAUUUUCUUAUUGAGGAAAAUUGGGAUAAAGUUUUAGUUUUUACCAACUCGGCACAGUCAGCGCAUAGGUUGACUGUUCUUUUAAAUGUGUGGGCUAAGGAAAGAAAGAAAGUAGCAGAAUUAUCAUCGGCAUUAGACAGAUCUUCAAGAGAAACAGUUUUGAAGAAAUUUAAUCUGUCAGAAAUUAAUGUAAUUAUAAGCACAGAUGCCUUAGCAAGAGGGAUAGACAUACCACAUUGCAACUAUGUGAUAUCUUAUGAUCCACCAAAAAAUAUAAAAACAUAUAUUCAUAGAGUUGGCAGGACUGGUAGAGCUGGCAACAUUGGCAAUGCUGUAACUGUUUUGCUUCAGAAUCAAAUUCAAAUGUUUAAGGAAAUGAUACAGUCAGGAGGAAAAUCAGAUAUAACACAGAUUGAAUUCCAACCAGAAAAAUUGUCAAAUCUAAUAGAAGGUUAUCAGGUGGCAAUACAGGCUACAAAACAUACAAUUAAUGAUGAAAUUAAUACCAAAGUAAGGAAGUCAAUAGAACUCAAAAGAGGACCCAAGAGUAAAUCACGGAAAAGAAAACAUAGUGACAUAAAAAAAUAAAUAUAUUAAAAGAAUGCUAUUUAAAAAAA
Leptidea sinapis is the source of this 2024-nucleotide messenger RNA. It is a transcript of the gene Dbp73D, whose product is annotated as probable ATP-dependent RNA helicase Dbp73D. The transcript has 7 exons. Gene Ontology annotation, molecular function: ATP binding; nucleic acid binding. Bases 139 to 1995 code for a protein of 618 amino acids. The record is from RefSeq and is a predicted model, not a curated record. Gene Ontology annotation, cellular component: nucleus. Lineage: Eukaryota; Metazoa; Arthropoda; Insecta; Lepidoptera; Pieridae.